AUGACUCCAGUGACUUCCAGGUUUGAACAUGGUCCUCUUAAGAGAUCCAAAAUUUAUAUGAAGUACGAAUUGGGAAUUUCCCAGCGGCGUAUCGCUUUUGAGGAGGGAGUGCCACUAGGGUCUGUUUCUGGCAUCAUUCGACGCUACCAUAAACAAAAAAAUGCCUCCAGUUGUGCAAGGUCAGGACGACCACCAAAGCUUUCCGAUAGGGAUAAAAGGGCCAUUUUCAGAGUCAUAGCGGAAAAACGCCUCAAAUUUGGGAGAAUGUAUAAAGAUGAGCCAGAAAGCUUUUGGAAGCGUUGGAUUUUAAGUGAUGAGUCUACAAUUGCUCGUGGUGAUGGUGAAAAGCAGGAGUGGAUUUUUUGCCCAAAAGGACAGCGAUUAGAUAUUCAAUAUGUACAACCAAAAGGCAAACCCUCACGUCAUUCUCAAAUGUUCUGGGGUGCUAUAUCCUUUUCUUCUCGAUCGUCUUUAUGGUCGCUUCAUGGAGACCCUGAAUCUGCUCGCGGAGGUGUUACUAGCCGCUGUAUUCUCGAAUGCCUCCAAGACCAACUUCCAAAAAUUGCAAGGCCAGGUUCUAUAUUUGCUCAAGAUAACGCACCUACACAUAAAGCUCGAAUAGUUCAGAAUUGGCUGCGUGAGUGGGCCGGACAGAAUGGGGUUACUUUAGUGGACUGGCCGCCUUAUUCACCUGAUCUUAAUCCAAUUGAGAAUAUAUGGAAACUGCUUAAGGAAAAGAUCUGUAAAAGAUUUCCAGAACUAUCACUAUUACCAAAGAAUAAUCAAUCAUUAAAUAUGUUACGCGAUGCAGCUGUGGAAGUCUGGGAGGAUUUCCAUCAGGACCUCAUAAAUAAGCUAGUCUUAUCAAUCCCCCGAAGACUUCAAGCUGUAGUAGACGCAAACGGCUGGUAUACGAAAUAUUAA
This is a messenger RNA of Magnusiomyces paraingens, 924 nucleotides long. RefSeq lists its product as uncharacterized. Gene Ontology annotation, molecular function: nucleic acid binding. The record is from RefSeq and is a predicted model, not a curated record. Lineage: Eukaryota; Fungi; Ascomycota; Dipodascomycetes; Dipodascales; Dipodascaceae. The transcript is spliced from 3 exons. Bases 1 to 924 code for a protein of 307 amino acids.